Messenger RNA from Octopus sinensis (East Asian common octopus), 915 nucleotides. RefSeq names its product zinc finger protein 436-like. The transcript is spliced from 3 exons. Gene Ontology annotation, molecular function: DNA-binding transcription factor activity, RNA polymerase II-specific; RNA polymerase II cis-regulatory region sequence-specific DNA binding. Gene Ontology annotation, biological process: regulation of transcription by RNA polymerase II. The coding region runs from base 343 to 915 and encodes 190 amino acids. The record is from RefSeq and is a predicted model, not a curated record. NCBI's taxonomy places the organism in Eukaryota, Metazoa, Mollusca, Cephalopoda, Octopoda, Octopodidae.
UACUUCAGGAGAGGAAAUACGCAUGCGCAUUGAAUGUGCUUCCUACUUGAUGUUUGACUUCCGGUUAAAUGUCCUUUGAAUGAAUUUUAUUUAAUCAGCUGAUAAUAAUAAUACGUUUAUAAUUCUUUUAAUGUAUUUCUCAACCAACACAUACACACAUAUAUAAACAACACUAUCCUUUAUGAAACAUUUGCAACAUCAGAUGACAGAAGAAGAAUCCUCAAUAUCUACCACCUUUUAAAGACUACAAGAAAAUAUUAUAGAAUUGAUUUCCCCUGAACACAUAAGAUAAUAUGACUGUAAUAUCUGUAUGAAUGCUUCUUUCAAGAAAGUAACCUAAUUAUGCUCAAACAUAUUCAUACAGGAGGGACUAUCUGUGGUGAAUCAUUGUCUCAAACUACUGUCAUUGCUAAGAACAACUGUACUCAUACGGGAGAGAGAUCAUAUCAAUGUGAUAUCUGUGGUAUAUCGUUCGCUCAAAGUAGUCACGUUGCUGUGCACAAACGUACUCAUACAGGAGAGAGAUCAUAUUGUGAUAUCUGUGGUAAAUCAUUCUCUCAAAGUGGUACCUUAUCUAUGCACAAACGUAUUCAUACAGGAGAGAAACCGUACCACUGUGAUAUCUGUGGUAAAUCAUUCUCUACUAGUAGUUACAUUACUGUUCACAAACGUCUUCAUACAGGAGAGAGAUCAUACCAUUGUGAUAUCUGUGGUAAAUCAUUCUCUCAAAGUACUAACUUAUCUGGUCACAAACGUACUCAUACAGGAGAGAAACCAUAUCAUUGUGAUAUCUGUGGUAAAUCAUUCACUAGAAGUGAUCAGUUCUUCAAACACCUCCUUGAUCUUGGCUACCAGCUCAGCACUGAUGUUGAAACAGAGCAGUCGGUGUCUUUCUCAACUGUGCCUUACAAAUGA